Penaeus monodon (black tiger shrimp) is the source of this 1658-nucleotide messenger RNA. RefSeq lists its product as uncharacterized. The transcript is spliced from 3 exons. Gene Ontology annotation, molecular function: G protein-coupled receptor activity. The record is from RefSeq and is a predicted model, not a curated record. Lineage: Eukaryota; Metazoa; Arthropoda; Malacostraca; Decapoda; Penaeidae. Gene Ontology annotation, biological process: G protein-coupled receptor signaling pathway. The coding region runs from base 376 to 1509 and encodes 377 amino acids. Gene Ontology annotation, cellular component: membrane.
GGAGAGAGAGAGAGAGAGAGAGAGAGGAAGAGAGAGAGAGAGAGAGAGAGAGAGAGAGAGAGAGAGAGAGAGAAGCAGCCGUGACAGGAAAUUGGGACCCCGCUCUGCCUGGCCAAGAGAAUGACGCUCAGAUGAAAGCAGCGCCAUGCCACUAGAGAGAAAAAAGGAGAGCAAGGCGGAGGGCCAAAGAAAACGAGAACGAGAAGAACGACACAAAGAAAACGGAUGUAACGAUACCGACAUAGGAAGAUAGAACCGCGACAUUGCCAAAGAAAACGAGAAUAUCAACGCCGACAAAGAAAACGGGAAAAUCGCCACCGACAGAGAAAACGGGAAAAUUGGCAUCAACUAAAGGAAAGGCAACAGCGCGCGACCAUGACCUCCUGCAAAAACGCUAGCUUGGACGACUUCGCAGAUGAACGAGUGAACUCCUUGUACUACUGGGUGUAUCAGGUGUCGUUCCCUAUCCUCGUGUUCAUCGGCGUCCUCACCAAUGUCCUCAACCUGGUCGUGCUCACGAGGCCCCCGAUGAGGAACAAGACAUACAGGUGGAUGCGAACGCUGGCCAUCGUGGACAUGGUGCUGUGCCUGCUGACGAUCCCGGUGUGCCUGUCCAACGGGGGCCACGCCGCCACGUCCUACAGCACCGCCUUGUACUACGCGCUGUUCGGUUGGUCCAUGAGCAUCGGCGCGCAGAUCUUCAGCUACUACCUCAUGGUGUGGUUCGCCUACGACCGCUUCCUGGCCGUAUGCCGCCACGCGGAGUACCGGAGCAGCCAGCGGAGGGAGGUGUUCAACCGGCGCGUGGUGGGCACGCUGGCGGGCGUGGCGGCGCUCUACCUGCCGACGGUGCUGGUGGGAGAUCUGUGCCAGGAGGCCUCCGGCAACUGGGUGCCCAUCGACGGCUACUCAGAGGAGAGGAUCAAGGGCUGGUACCGCGUGUACACGUGGGGGCGUGAGGUGAUCUCGCGGCUGGUGCCCGCCGUGCUCAUCACGGUUUGCAACAUCAAGAUCACGCUCAAGCUCCGGCAGCUGCGCAGCGUGCGGGAGAGCUUCAUCAGCGGCAUCUCGCCGGCGCGGCGGGAGAAGGAGCGGCGCCUGGUGUUCCUUCUGUUCUGGAUCACGGCGCUGUUUUUCGUGUACAACACCCCCGUCACCGUGUUCUAUGUAGUGUUUCUCGACCAGAACAUCCUGGACGCACACCACAUCGACCACGCCGACUACGGGGUCCUCGUCUUCGGCUCCCUCAGCAACCUCCUGCAGAUGCUCGGCAACGUGUCCAACUUCGUGCUGUACUUCCUCGUGAACCCGGACUUCCACCGGACGCUGCAGGCAAUGUUCGGCGUCCGCGCGGCCGACGACGCAGCCGACAAAGACAGCUACAGGUCGACUAUCCGCCGAACGCAGUCCGUAAACGCCACGCAGCCGGAGCGCAGCGCCAAGGACGACCUCUCCGACUCCGGCAUCGACCAGCCGACCGACCUGGCGGCGGAGGAAGCGAGGCUGUGAGGGGCACAGCUCCGCCGUCGCCGCCGCCGGGAGGGCGGCUCUCGCUCCCCGACUCGAGGGCGCCGACUGGCCGAGUGUUACUGGCACAAGGCGCUGAUUUGAGCGCCACUCCGCUUGCCUCUCGUCCUCUCGAUAUAUAUAUAUAUAUA